CCUGGUUGCUCGUUUACUGUAAUACGCGUAUGGAAAAAUAUUAAGAGAGAGAGAGAGAGAGAGGGAGAGAGAAACACACGCAUGAAAAAAGAUACUGAUUAUAUACGCGUGUUUACAUCGGUUUGGCAUACGUGAAUAUGAGUUAGGGAAUAUACCGGUGUGGUACGGGGUAAGACGGGGAGAAGAGUUGUGUAUUCUCGCACGUGUGGGAAAAGCUUUGCAUUGCUCCGGCAACUUGCACACUGUGCGUUGACCUACUGUAUAGUUGUGGAACACGUAUAUAUCUGUCUCUAUCUAUGUAAACUACUGGCAAUUUUUCAAUAAUCAUAUAUCGGAAUAUCGAUAGAAAUAAGAGGAAUCGUUCGUUGAAUGAUUUUGUGCCUAGAUUAUUUUAGAAAAGCAAAGAUAAAUCGUGACAAGCUAAUAUUCCAAAAGUAGAUAUUUUAUUCGGUAAAGAAGUUUCUUUGUUAGCCCUGAUCAUCGUACUGAGACUCAACGGGAAGACACAUUUAAACAAAAUUAAUUCCUUUUUUACGAAGGAAAAGUUAACCAUUUGAAACGGAUACUUAUUUCUUUAUAAAAUGCAUGCCACUUGUAAGUGCUUGAAUGUUUCGAUUAAAUCUAAGGGCAAUGAAUUAAAAAAACUUCCAAUCGAUGCUUUUGAGCUGACCGAUCAUAAAGUGGCCGACGCUUUCUUUCGAGAGGAACUUGCUACUAUUAAUGAUUUAGAGGUUAUCACCAAAGAACAUCAAGGUUUAGUUGAAGUAACAAAUGUUGGAACUUGGAUCAUUCAUCGAUGUCUUAACUGUUCAAUAUACACUCAUGCUCUACACAAGGAAUAUGGUGCUGCCUUAGUUCUCAUUAAUACUAAUAUGAUUACUUCACCGGAAGAAAUAGAACGAUUAAGAUCUCAUAUUGAUUACAGUGAUGUCUUUAGAAUAAUAAUUGAUCGAAGUAGUUUAGAUGAUCUUGAUUAUUUACAACCACCUAAUAAAUUUUCUGUGUCACAAUUAUUAAGUGCUACUCAAGUAGCAUUGGGUUGUCUUCAUCAACAACUCGAGGAGGCAGUACAAAGGCAAGCUGUAGAUAUUGAAGAAAAAAUACGUAAUUUUACUACAGAACAGUACCAAUUGUUAGAGCAGUUCCGUGAGAAGGCACAUAAUGAAUAUCGGCUACUGACAAGUUUAUUACUACAAGGUGAAGAAUUAAAAAGGCUAACUAAUAAUACAGAAACUCCACAAAAGACUUCUGAUAAUACUAAAGGGAAUAUAACAACUUCAAUAACUAGUGAAAAAAAUAUAAAAUCACAUAGAACAACGGAAGAUGUAGCACAUGUUAUUCAAACUAAUAUUAAAUAUGAACCAACUGUUAAGUCUUCUACUGUACCUAUUAAUAAUAAUAUAGAAAAAAGAACUAUCUAUGCAACAAAGCAAAGCAGUUUUGACACGGAAGCUUUGUUCCCACUUGAAGGAGUGGAAGAUACAUCAACUCUUGAUCAUCUUCGAUCUUCGGAUGAAGAAUCAGACACUGAUGAUUCUGGCCAAGACGAAGGUAUCCAUAUGCAUAGAGGUCAAAGAGGUGGACAUCCUACAUUAGCUAAAUCUUUGCCUGUUAGUGUACCAACUUUUUCUGCGUUUAUUCGAAAAACAAUUCCGGAUGAUGAUGAUGAUCAGAUGUCAAGGGAUCCUCUUGAUCCACAUAAUAUUCGAGCUUCUAUUAAAGCACUAGCUAAGAGUGUCCAUGGUGACACAGUAUUUGGAGAUUUACCACGUCCACGAUUUUCUACUCAGAUCUGAUUUGAAAAGAAUUAAGAAAAAAGAAAAAAAAGGAAAAAAAAGGAAAAAA
This is a messenger RNA of Polistes canadensis, 1845 nucleotides long. RefSeq lists its product as uncharacterized. Bases 582 to 1796 code for a protein of 404 amino acids. The record is from RefSeq and is a predicted model, not a curated record. Gene Ontology annotation, biological process: negative regulation of TOR signaling; negative regulation of protein kinase activity; neurotrophin TRK receptor signaling pathway. Gene Ontology annotation, cellular component: cytoplasm. The transcript is spliced from 8 exons. NCBI's taxonomy places the organism in Eukaryota, Metazoa, Arthropoda, Insecta, Hymenoptera, Vespidae.